Nematocida ausubeli is the source of this 1341-nucleotide messenger RNA. RefSeq lists its product as uncharacterized. Gene Ontology annotation, biological process: protein phosphorylation. The transcript has a single exon. The record is from RefSeq and is a predicted model, not a curated record. The coding region runs from base 1 to 1341 and encodes 446 amino acids. NCBI's taxonomy places the organism in Eukaryota, Fungi, Microsporidia. Gene Ontology annotation, molecular function: ATP binding; protein kinase activity.
AUGGAGGAAAGAUGGACGCACAAAGAGAAAGAGAAUGAGAGAUCGAUGGAUACAGACGAAAUAUCUAAUAAACAAGCAGAAACACAUGAUAAUUCAGAAUAUACAGAUGAUAGCCCGUAUGAUAAAGAAAAUUCACCAGAAGAUGUCGUAAUAACAGCACUUUUAGCAAGAAAUGCAGAAAAUGAAGAAAGACCCUUCAUUACCCCAAAGACACCAGAGAAGAAGCACCCAGUCAAACACAUCGCCAAUAUAGAAACCCCUUUUAAGCUGAAAAUAAAGAGAAAUACGAUAAAGUACAAGGAUUCCAUGAAGGAGAACACUGCGAUAUUCAGAAGUGCACAAAUAUUCCAAGAUUUAGAUAGAGAGACAGAAGAAAGUGAAUGGUUCCGUAAGAAAAGAGGAAGAAAAGAGAAAACGAAAAUCAUCACAGAAUCAGCCCAAGCAGUAAUUAAAGGGCACCCAGGUGUAUGCCCUGUGAUAAACUACCUUUCAUCGCACUUCUUAAUAAAGGCAACAAUUUACACAGGAACUGAAUCAGAAGUUCAUUUAGUUGAAGAGAAAAGUCUACCAGAGAUAAUGCAAAUAUGCACUUUCUGCAGAAAUAGUAAAAGACCCUUAGAGGAAACACUAAAUGAAAGUACCCCUACAAUCAUAAAAAUAUCCAGGAGAAAGUGGACAUCGAAUAAGGAGAGGCACACUACCAUAAGAGAGGCGAAGUUCUUGCAUAGACUUAGGAAUAGUUCUUACAUAACAAGAAUAAUCAAGGCCUGGGAGGAAAAUUCACUACUCCAUAUACAGAUGGCAUUCUGUAACAAAGGUACACUGCGUGAGAUUAUAAGGCAGAAGGGAAAAUAUCCUAAUAUUGUGAAGUAUUCAGUUAUCCUGCAGAUACUGAAGGCUUUAAAGACAAUUCACUCCCAUAAUAUUAUACACUUAGAUAUAAAACCAGAUAACAUAUACUUGCACCAUGCGAAUGAUCAAUUUACAGUGAAAAUAGGUGACUUUGGGAUUAGUAGAUCAGCCACUGACCAGACGGAAAUAGAGUGCGAUGGUGAUAGAUUAUACAUGGCACCAGAAUUACUGCAGAAUACAUGCUCAUUUGCAAGUGAUAUUUAUAGUGCUGGGUUAAUCUUAAUAGAACUACUCUUUGAAGUACUGCCUGUUAAGGGUGUAGACUGGAGUAAGAUACACAGGGAAGAAAAGAAAAGGAUUGUGCAUGAAUCUGGGAUAAGCACAAAUAUGUACAGUAUAAUUAAGGAGAUGAUAGAAGAAAGACCAGAGAAAAGACCUACUGCCAGGGAAGUUGUAAGGCGCAUUAAGGCAGAGAUACAAUUAGUGUGA